Messenger RNA from Aspergillus brunneoviolaceus CBS 621.78, 950 nucleotides. RefSeq names its product mitochondrial 54S ribosomal protein uL16m. Gene Ontology annotation, biological process: mitochondrial translation. The transcript is spliced from 3 exons. Gene Ontology annotation, molecular function: rRNA binding; structural constituent of ribosome. Lineage: Eukaryota; Fungi; Ascomycota; Eurotiomycetes; Eurotiales; Aspergillaceae. The record is from RefSeq and is a predicted model, not a curated record. Gene Ontology annotation, cellular component: ribosome; mitochondrial large ribosomal subunit. Bases 89 to 784 code for a protein of 231 amino acids.
CGAUAACCUGAAAGUCUGCCGGGAACCCUUUGAAUAUUGCUGAGAUCCGGUAAUUGAGAGAGGGCCAUUUGCUGCAUUUCAAUUCACAAUGGGUCCUCAGUUCAAGAUGUUCUCCGGGUCUCAAAUGGCCCUGUUCCGGCCUUCAUGCUUCACGACUCCUUGCACAGCGCUUCCUCUCUCGCGAUGCUUCUCGACGACCUCCCCUGCCCUGGAUUGGCUCACUCCCAAGUACGCCGAGGUGUCGAAGUCUCCGAAGGGUCGCCCGCAUGUCCCGACCGGUGGCUCCUCGCGCGGUACGACUGUUGUCUGGGGUGACUAUGGCUUGCGGAUGAAGGAUCACGACCGUCGGUUGCCCGCCCAUUCUCUCAAGAUCGCCGAAGAAACCAUCAAGAGACGCCUGAGGGGUAUGAACUAUACGCUAUACAAGCGAGUCAGCGCGAACAUCGGUGUCUACACCAAGGGUAACGAGCAGCGUAUGGGUAAGGGUAAAGGAAAGUUCGACUACUGGACGGCGAAGGUCGCUGUGAGCAGAAUCGUCUUCGAGCUGAAGGGCGACCUGCACGAGAAGGUUGCCAGAGAAGCUUUCCGUCUGGCCGGUCACAAGCUGCCUGGACUCUGGGAGUUUGUGAAGAAGGGCGAGCCCCCGGUGGUCGGACUGACGAAACUCGGCAACGGAGUGACCCUGGAGAGCCUUAAGCGUGCCCGCAGAAGCCCGGCCCUGGGGAUGGAGAAUCUCCCCACGCCCCCGCAGUCGACCUCCUCCAGCCCAUCCGCUUCUCAAUAAAUCAAUCAACCGCCCGUCUCGAAUUUCUUGGAGAAUCUGUUCAUUACCCAUGUUUUAUUUACACUUAUCUCGCGGCACCUAAGCCCCGACACCCGAGCCAGGCCCAUAUCCCUGCUCUCUCCUGAUCCUUGCCGCCAGCGCUGCAGCCUCCUCUGGGGUUUCGGGC